Molecule: messenger RNA, 1066 nt
Organism: Botrytis cinerea B05.10
Lineage: Eukaryota; Fungi; Ascomycota; Leotiomycetes; Helotiales; Sclerotiniaceae
Exons: 2
Coding region: 121-702 (193 amino acids)
Cellular component (GO): mitochondrion
Molecular function (GO): thiosulfate-cyanide sulfurtransferase activity
Source: RefSeq, a predicted model, not a curated record
GAAUAGAAAGUGAGCUUUUCCAAAACCCAACCUUCCACACCCUCGCAGUCGUCAAUUGAAGUGCCCAGCACCGAAUACAGAUCCUGUCUUCACAACUUCGGCACCAAAAACGAAGAAAAUAUGUCCACCCCUCGAGUAUCUCGCACAUUAGCCCGCGCGUUCCAAUCGCGCAUGGGAGCUUCGUCUGCAAAAUGCUAUACCAUGUCGCAUUUCUCCACGAGCAGUCGCAACAGUUUUAGUGCUCAGAUUCGAGAUGGCGGGUUGAAGAGUACGGGGAUCUUGGGUCGGGAGUCGGCUCGACAUUCAAGACAAGUUCGAUCGUAUUCGCAAGAAUCGGAGGCGAAAUCUAAAUACUACACUUUUGAAGAUAUGCAAAAGCUCACGUCUGCUCCACAUCCCGAUACUCACAUCAUCGAUGUUCGCACACCCCUCGAAGUGCAGCAAACGGGACGCAUUCCCAGCGCGGUGAAUAUUUCCAUAACGUCGUAUCCGGAUGCGUUUAGUAUUAGCGAAGAAGAAUUUGAAGAUCGCUUUGGGUUUGAGAGGCCGGGGAAGGAGGAGCACUGUGUGUUUUAUUGUAAGGCGGGGGUGAGGUCUCGGGCGGCGGCCCAGAUUGCGAGGGGGAAUGGGUGGAGCAACGUAGGGGAGUUUGAGGGGAGUUGGGGGGAGUGGAGUGCGAUGGGAGGGGAGGUGGAGAAGUAGGAUGGGAGCGGGGGAGAGAUAUGGUUGGGGGAGGAGGUUUGGGAUUGAGGGUGUGGAAGUUGUGAGAGUUGGAGUGCUGGUUGUGUGUUGUAAAUGGCGAUUUGAUGGAAUAUAUCAUUGAUAGACUGCAAUCUGUGGAUUACAGAUGUGUUCAUGUUGUAUUCUGAAGUGCACAGCUACAAGAUGGAUUUCUCUGGCGAGGAAUAUGAAGCCACGCACUGCAGACCUAGUAGUCGCAGGCAGAGAAAAGAAACUCUAUCAUUACCUUCUCUUCAAGUAUACCAUACCAUGAAGCAAAGUACUUGCAUUUGUACGAGUCUUGUAUUCAACUCUACACAUUCAAUACGAAUAUGCAUUAUUCCCA